AUGGAUUUUUUCAAGAAACUCAAGGAUGAAGUCAAAGAUCUUCUGAAUGAUGACGACGACAAGAACAAAAAGGAGAAUGACAAGAAGAAGGAAGACGAACACACCAAAUGUGGGAAACUCCCAGGAAAUUUAUAUUCCUUUAAUGUUCAAGAGACAGCUGACGCGUCCUGUCUAGCGCAAUCAACCGAUCCCAAUCUUUACCAGUCUCCUAACCCUUACCCUCAGCAGCAUCAAUAUGAUGGCCAACCGCAGUACCCCCAUGGUCAUCCGCAAGAUCCUUAUGGUCAACCACAAGACCAGCAACAGCCUUACGGUCAGUAUGGUGCUCCGCUUCCGCCCCAACCGGGAUAUGGUCAGCCUCCAUCCGGCCCACAGCUCCCGCACGGCUGGAUCUCACAAUGGGACCCCAACAGCCAACGCUACUACUACCUCGAACAAGCCACUGGUCGCACACAGUGGGAGCCUCCCGCUCCUCAAUGGGGGGUACCUAGUCCACCCCCCGGUCCACCCGGAGCAGCAUCUGGCUUCUAUCAGAACUACGGCCAGGCUAUGCCUGUCGUUCCACCCGUAGCUGGCCAUGAUGAGCAUGCUAGGGACUUCUAUGGUGUUGAUCCCGGCAAGGAAAAGGGUAAGGAUAAGGACAAGAAGGACAAGAAGGACAAGGGUUCGGAUACUGGCAAGCUCGUGGCGGCAGGGGUUGGUGGUGCUGCACUUGGAGCUCUUGCAGCUUCCGCUUUGUCAGACAGCGACGACGACCACCACGGUGCAAGCGCUGCCCCGUAUGGUGCACCACCCGCAGGUGGUAGCUAUGGGGGCUAUGGUGCCCCACCACCGGCUGCUGCACCGCCGACGGAACCUCCGCUCGAGUAUAAUCCCGAACUCUCAUCGAGUCAGCGUUCUUCGCUGCAAGAAGCUCGUGAGGACCUCGAAGAAGCCAGGGCCGACGCUGCCGACUCCGAUGCCUCGAGCAGUGACCUGGAGGAGCUUCGUGAAGCUGAGGAGGAGUAUGCCAGUGAAGUCGAAAGUGCGCAUUCUGAGUUGGAGGAUGACUGA
Exophiala aquamarina CBS 119918 is the source of this 1053-nucleotide messenger RNA. RefSeq lists its product as uncharacterized. Lineage: Eukaryota; Fungi; Ascomycota; Eurotiomycetes; Chaetothyriales; Herpotrichiellaceae. The record is from RefSeq and is a predicted model, not a curated record. The coding region runs from base 1 to 1053 and encodes 350 amino acids. The transcript is spliced from 2 exons. Gene Ontology annotation, molecular function: protein binding.